Molecule: messenger RNA, 951 nt
Organism: Punctularia strigosozonata HHB-11173 SS5
Lineage: Eukaryota; Fungi; Basidiomycota; Agaricomycetes; Corticiales; Punctulariaceae
Product: anti-silence-domain-containing protein
Exons: 6
Coding region: 165-764 (199 amino acids)
Biological process (GO): DNA replication-dependent chromatin assembly
Cellular component (GO): nucleus
Molecular function (GO): histone binding
Source: RefSeq, a predicted model, not a curated record
CUGCAACGUCCUAUCUCCCCUAUCUCUCCGCGAUCACCUCACUUGAAUCUCAGCUGCAUCUUGUCCGCCCUUCAGAUUACCUUGGGCCGUUCCUUGCCAGCUGAGCACCUUAGCGCCUCCGAUCCCAUUAGCUCUGUUCGCAGAGCAACGAACUUUGAUUUAUCAUGUCGAUCGUCACCAUACGGAACGUAGAGUUCUUAAACAACCCCGCGCGGUUCCUCGAUCCCUACCGGUUCCGUGUCACCUUUGAGUGCAUAGCGCCAUUACCUGACGAUCUAGAAUGGCGACUCAUCUAUGUCUCCUCUCCCGGGAACGAGGAUCUUGAUCAGGAACUGGACGACUGCUUGGUUGGCCCCAUACCAACAGGCGUCAACUCCUUCGAAUUCGAAGGUUCUUCGCCAAAUCCGAACACCAUACCUACCGAGGACGUGCUCGGAGUGGCAGCCCUUAUCCUGACCGGAUCGUACAAAGAACAGGAGUUUGUGCGCGUUGGGUACUAUCAGAAUACGGAGUACGACUCCGAUGAGUUGAAAGAGAAUCCGCCCAGCAAGAUUCAAUUCGACCGGCUAGUACGGGACAUCUCAGAAAAACCGCGAGUGACACGAUUUCAGAUAAAAUGGGAUGUCGCUCCCCCGCAGCAGCUGCAAGGCGCUGUCGGCGCUGCAAACUCGGCUGCAGUUCCGAGCGCGAACGACUUGGAGGGUGAAGACGACGGCGACGUACAGAUGGACGGGCCUAACGGCGCGCCCGCGCAGACGGUAUAGCCAUUGUAUCGUAAUGAGGAAGAAGCGAUACGGGUGUAUCACUAUUCGACUUUUCAUUUUCGGUGCUAUCGAGGCUAUUCAACAUCUCUCACUGGACUGUAUCGCUAUGAGGCUCGUGUGAACGCAUUCCGUAUUACGACAGUUGGCGACACCGGAAUGGUCGGAUAUUCAGAUAUUUGAUCGUGUU